Molecule: messenger RNA, 3980 nt
Organism: Osmia lignaria (orchard mason bee)
Lineage: Eukaryota; Metazoa; Arthropoda; Insecta; Hymenoptera; Megachilidae
Source: RefSeq, a predicted model, not a curated record
CCGCGACACCAGCGGAGCAACAUUGCGUUGUUUAUUAUAUAACAAUUGUUUAUUUUAGAGAAGCCUUCUCUCGUCUUUCUUCUCUGUGAUUCGUGUAAUUUUCAUUUCUAUUUCUUUUUAAAACAAAUUCUUUAAAAUUUUAAUCAACAAGAAUAUCAUGUCUUACCUUUUAAACGCAUCGAGCGACUCGAUGAAAGAUAAAGGCGUGCAUCGUUGUUCUUUUUCUGUCGAUUACAGUUGGUGAUGAUGAUCCAAGAAUCGAGGAAUCGCGAGGAAUUGAUCAGUGUUUCCUUAAAUUAUAUAACAACACGCGAUCGGUGAAUUUGUAUUGUAUUCUUAUUACCCGAAGCAACGUCGCUCGAGCAGCAUAAUAAGUCUUGGAAAUCCCUGGUCCUUGAAGAAAAUCAACGGAGGACGUUCACGUUCUUACCGGAGGUUAGCUCAUCCGUGCACGCCUGCGUAAAAAUUUUACUUCCGUAUAAGGGUUCUUCCUUCCCCUUCCUCACCUGGUAUUCUGUAAGCAAGACUUCCGGAACCGUUCCUGCCCUCAAGAUGUAAAGAUACACGAAUGAAAAGUUAAGUUCCUUUAAUUUGAUACUUAUGAAUUCAUAGUAAAAGUUGAAACAAGAGAAUGACCCUAAUUUCUAGGUAUUUGUAAAUCUUUCAAAGAGUUCACUAAACUCUCCGGUCACGGUGACGUGACUGUGAGUUGCGCAUAAAGGGACUUAAUGGAGAAAUGACUUAUUUCCAGCCGUAACCCGAACACUAGCCCGGCCAUAGAGACUUGUAAAGGUGCAUUUAAUUCUUCAUGUAACUUUCAUUUUAAUCUCGGCACCAGAUUUUGUACUCAAACGUUGCGAUCCACGAAAUGGAUAUUUAAUUGACCAAGCUUCUUUUCCCACGAGGUCAAGCAAUCCAAUCAACCACUAUAAAUGAUGCUAGCAGCAAGUAUCGUGGUUCCCGUGAGAAAACACCAACUUCUUUUUCUUCUUAAAGGGUCUAUUCGUCUCCUGAGGAAACAUUUUCUGCGCAACGAGGUGUGACGUUCCCUUACGUUGUAAUUUCGAAUGAAUCAUGAUUUUAUGAGGGUUACUCGCCUCGCUGGUAUUAAGUACAACGAUGAUAGUAAAUGUUUACACACCAGUGUACCGCUGCUCAGUUUAGUCUACUAUCAAUUACAUUCUAUUAAAGAACAGUGGUGGAUUUUGCCUAUGGAGGGCUCUAGAAAUAUUCCUAAUUCAAGGGGUCCAUCACUGUUCCAUUACUUAUUGAUACAUCGUGCUAGACUUUUACGGGGUGACGGAUAGCGGGCGCACGUGGCCGAUCACGUGGAUGGAACAUCAAAGAAAUCGACGAAUACCGAUUACCUAUAUAUAUAUAUUACCCUCGUCCCGGAUCGCUGGGGAAUUCGACGCGUGACUUACGGCACGUUGAAGAGGAUUAAGAGAAAUUCCCCUUUUAAAGUACGAAUCAGCUGCUGUGACUCAUACGAAACUACGUGAGGCGCAGGUGUGCUUCCGGGAAGUUGAAGAUCUGGGGUUCAAGAGCAGAGGAGCGUACACCGUGUAGUUUCUCUGCUGGUCGCCAAGUGAAACCUUGAUAUGAGGUGACACGUGGAUUCAGGGCAGGGAUGAACAUGAUUUAUAGAGAUUCCUUGAAAAUUAAUUGCUGAGGAUCAAUUAAUAUCGCGGAAAGAAUGGCGGUAAAGUCGUCCUUGAUCUGAAUGCGGAAUCUUUUCAUGAUUUUCCUUGCGCCUUCGCAGCCGCCGGAAGUGGAAAAAAAAGGAAAACGAACAGGAUGCCAGGCGAGGUGCGCGCGCAGCCCUUGAACUCGACAACGUACAGUGGUAGCAGCAUGAUGCAGCCCGACGAGGAGAUUCAGUAUGCGCCAAGGAGCCGUCCUGUUAGCUUUUAUGACAACUUUAAGGACGUGCCAAUGGUGACACCUUGCGUGACUUCCGCCUUAAGCGCCGACAAUUUAAAUCAAGUCCGUGACAAUCCGUCGAUGGCUACGGCCAACAACAACAACAAUAACAACAAUAAUAGAGUGAGCAACGCCGUCAGUGUUGGUAACGUGUCGAAGAUCCAGAGCACCAAAGUCACUGGCGCAGUGUCGACGGGGAACAUCGGGAAAAUCUACCGAUCAGAUAAGGAAAAGGAACUCGGUCGCGCCCCAUCGAUGGCCAACUGUUUGUCAACCACGGUUCCCGUUAAUCUGGCAGCCUCUCAAAUUGCUGGCCGUCACACGCCCACGAGGAAUUCCCUCAGGCACAGCAGGAUGAUCGUGCUGCAUCGGAGUGGUCACCGGCCACAGAAAUUCCUGCCACCGUUGGUUUACCACUGGCGACUAGGACGAUGCCUGGCAGCGUUACAAACAAUCCUUGGUGUCGCGGUCACUUCGUUGUCAUUAUGGUUAUUGCUUUGGGCACCUCACCUGCCCGUUGCGGAUAAUCCCUACUGGAGUGGUAUGCCGUUGUUACUCUCCGGUAGCUUUGGUGUUUGCCUGUUGUGCUGCUUCAAAAAAGAGUACCCUGGGAUGAGUCCUGGAUUCUGCCUCGCGUCGACGAAGGUAAUAAGCGUAUCUCUAGCAAUUUUGGCAACGGUGACCUGUUCCAUUGCUUGCGUAUUCUCAGCGAUACACCUGGCGCGCCUGAUGCGACUGGAAUGCAACCCGGCACGAGUUUUGAACGCUACCUGCGUGUGCAGGCCUCGCGAAGAUGCGUCGAAUUCCACGGAAACAGCGGUCAGGUACAUGGAUCUCAACUGUCCCGAAGUUGAGAGUAUCCUGACGAUACUUUUGAUCUUCUCGUCCACUUGCAACGCUUUGGGAGCUUUAGUAGCUGGUUGGUACACCUACCUCCAUUGGAGCACCAGGCAUAAGAGGCCUAAAUACAUGCAAGUCAGAACCAGUCCCACCAGUGGAAACAAUUUCUUGAGCAGUAGACCGAUUUACAAUCCGAAUCUAAACGAACGAUGACAGUUUUUAUCCGACAUGGACGAAGAUAGCUCGUACCUUCGCUAUUCUUCUCUAACGAUGGACGAUGGGGUGUUUUAGAUUGACGAGCCUCGGAGAAAAUCAAACUUUCAUAUGAUUUCAUGGUUGUGUUUUCUACGGUCUAAAAUUUUCAUGUAAAAUAAAUCCCUUACUUGGUCGAUAGACUUUUAAUACUAAUAUCAUGAAAAGAUUCAGUUUGUAGCACUUGAAAUUGACGAAUAUCAUUUUCUGUUUGAUUGAAAAGAGUUAAACAAUGUUUUAUGGUUUGAACUUUCUAACAAUGAACUAAUGAAUUAUAAUUUCUGAAGAUACUGGAGGCAAGUGCCUGAAGUGCGCAUAAACUAGUCUCUCGGGUGUAUGAAUAAAUCUCUGAGUGAUUCUCGAAUGAAUCGUAUUUAAAGGAUGGCAGAUAAUAACUGUCACGAUGUGUUCUGAAUAUUUAUUGUACUGUGAGCGACGCGUAUGUUGUAUAUUAUCGUGUAAGUAUUUUUUAACGUUUAUAUAAGAAUCUCAAAAAUAGUUGCAUUUAAAAAAAAAAUAAAUCACGGGCGCUUUUACAUAUCAUCAGUUCAUGUUUAACGAGGGGGAAAUGAAUUUUUGUUUUUUUUGAAAACAUAGGAAUGAGAGGAAUACCAUUAAUAAUGGGUAAUUAUUAUUAUUACGAUGGAAUAACGGGUCAUUCCACGUGCGAUUUACUUGCACGUGGAUCAUCAGUAUUUUAGGUGUAAUUUAUAAGUGAAAUUAAAUGAACGUCUUGUGAGCAUGUGUUUGUACGUGUACGUAUUUAUAAGUAUGAGUAAACGGGUAGAUAAGGACUAUGAGUGAAAGCUUUUUAACUUUGUCAUUCGCUCGAAAAAUAGUGUCUUCGAUUUUAUACCUCAUUGAAGUGAUCACGUAACAAGCUAUUUUUAAUUACGAUUAAUAAAUUAUCUCGUAGGACCAUUUUGUCAAAUCUUCAUACAAAAUAAAUCAUUUCACUAUUAAAA